Molecule: messenger RNA, 1102 nt
Organism: Carlito syrichta (Philippine tarsier)
Lineage: Eukaryota; Metazoa; Chordata; Mammalia; Primates; Tarsiidae
Gene: GPR68
Product: G protein-coupled receptor 68
Exons: 1
Coding region: 2-1102 (366 amino acids)
Biological process (GO): cellular response to pH; G protein-coupled receptor signaling pathway
Cellular component (GO): membrane
Molecular function (GO): G protein-coupled receptor activity
Source: RefSeq, a predicted model, not a curated record
GAUGGGGAACAUCACGGCAGACAACACGUCUGAGAGCUGCACCAUCGACCACACCAUCCACCAGACCCUGGCCCCGGUGGUGUAUGUGGCGGUGCUGGCGCUGGGCCUCCCGGCCAACUGCCUGUCGCUGUACUUUGGCUACCUGCAGGUGCGCGCCCGCAACGAGCUGGGUGUGUACCUGUGCAGCCUCACGCUGGCUGACCUCCUCUACAUCAGCUCGUUGCCGCUCUGGCUGCAGUACGUGCUGCAGCACGACCACUGGGCCCACGGCGACCUGUCCUGCCAGCUGAGCGGCAUCCUGCUCUACGAGAACAUCUAUAUCAGCGUGGGCUUCCUGUGCUGCAUCUCCGUGGACCGCUACCUGGCCGUGGCCCACCCCUUUCGCUUCCACCAGUUCCGGACGCUCAAGGCGGCUGCGACCGUAAGCGCCAUCGUCUGGGUCAAGGAGCUGCUGGCCAGCGUGUACUUCCUGCUGCACCAGGGGGUGGUGGAGGACCAGGACCGGCAUCGCGUGUGCUUCGAGCACUACCCACUGGCAGCCUGGCAGCGCGGCAUCAACUACUACCGCUUCCUGGUGGGCUUCCUCUUCCCCCUGGGCCUGCUGCUGGCGGCCUACCAGGGCGUCCUGCGCGCCGUGCGCCGCAGCCACGGGACUCAGCAGGGCCGCAAGGCGCAGGUGCAGCGGCUGGUGCUCAGCACCGUGCUCAUCUUCCUGGCCUGCUUCCUACCCUACCACGUACUGCUGCUCGUGCGCAGCAUCUGGGAGGCCAGUUGCGAAUUUGCAAGCCGUAUCUUCAAUGCCUACCACUUCUCGCUGCUGCUCACCAGCCUCAACUGCGUGGCCGACCCCGUGCUCUACUGCUUUGUCAGCGAGACCACCCACCGGGACCUGGCCCGCCUCCGCGGGGCCUGCCGGACCCUCUUGGCCUGCUCCAGGGCCGGGGCUGGGGAUGCCCGCACGCCAGGCGCCUCUGAGGCCUCCAGGAAGAGCGGGACCCAGGGUGAGGAGCCUGAGCUGCUGGCUAGGCUUCACGCGGCCCUCCCCGCCCCUGAUGCACCAGCAGGGGGAGGGUCCCCCAUGGGGGCACCCCACGAGGCCUGA